This is a messenger RNA of Centruroides sculpturatus (bark scorpion), 1443 nucleotides long. RefSeq names its product paired mesoderm homeobox protein 2A-like. The record is from RefSeq and is a predicted model, not a curated record. Gene Ontology annotation, molecular function: DNA-binding transcription factor activity, RNA polymerase II-specific; RNA polymerase II transcription regulatory region sequence-specific DNA binding. Gene Ontology annotation, biological process: regulation of transcription by RNA polymerase II. Lineage: Eukaryota; Metazoa; Arthropoda; Arachnida; Scorpiones; Buthidae. Bases 83 to 1237 code for a protein of 384 amino acids. The transcript has 6 exons.
GCUGUAUACGGAGGCGGUCCUAUAUACGGUGGCCGUGCAUUCAGCUGCCAUACAGGACCCAAGCCGUGUUCUAACAUCUGAGAUGUCUGCCUACCAACGUUUAGGAGAAGACAUGGGAGCUAUGCAUCCCACUAUGGACUACUCCUACCUAAAUCAACCUACCUACGAUAACAGCUGCUCCCUGUCUGCUAUAGAACCCGCACUACCCAGUUGCCAACUGCCAUGUUCCUAUGCCGACUUGAAUUCGUGUGGUCAGGUGACUCAAGCUUAUCGUUACACACCUGCUACGGUACCCAGGUCCUUUUCCGCACCACCGACUGCGGCUAUGGCGCCAGGUAACUGCAUGAUGCCACGUCCACGUCCGGAUCAGUCUACAGGUCCUAUGUUCGCUCCUGGAGUAACACUGCAGACUGGAAUACCGUAUAAAGUAUACUCUGGCCACGAAGGGGUUCUAACCGAAAAACGCAAGCAAAGGAGAAUCAGAACAACCUUCACUAGUGCCCAAUUGAAAGAACUGGAAAGGGCCUUCCAAGAGACUCACUAUCCGGAUAUAUACACCAGAGAAGAGAUCGCCAUGAAAACGGAUCUAACCGAAGCUAGAGUGCAGAUGAUGUUUACAGCUGGAAUACCGUAUAAAGUAUACUCUGGCCACGAAGGGGUUCUAACCGAAAAACGCAAGCAAAGGAGAAUCAGAACAACCUUCACUAGUGCCCAAUUGAAAGAACUGGAAAGGGCCUUCCAAGAGACUCACUAUCCGGAUAUAUACACCAGAGAAGAGAUCGCCAUGAAAACGGAUCUAACCGAAGCUAGAGUGCAGGUUUGGUUUCAAAAUAGAAGAGCCAAAUUCCGUAAACAAGAGCGAUUGAAUCAGCAGAAGCAGUCUCAACAGCAACAAUCCAAGACAACCACAUCUACUACUACUUCAAAUACUGUUACCACACCGACUACCACAACGGCGGAUACCACCAAUAACGGCAUAUCAAGUGCUAAAGAAACCAACCAAGAUACCAAACUAACCGCCAUGUUACCCCCGCCGCCCCCUGAUUCAAAGAUCAUGAAUGGAAAGGUAUCUGACGUCAAAUGGAACACCACAGCACCAUCGUCAUGUUCCCAGCAGAAGGUCAUCACCCACCAAUCCUGUCCGGUUACACCUUUCGCAGGUGUUUUGGGUACUUCGGUGGGUUACCCACUUGCUCCCGUAGAGAGCAAGUUAAACAUCUCUUCCCAGAUAUUCUGAAGUACUGCCAAUCAUCAAGUAAACGCCCUCGUUAUGGACACGCCUCUUAAAAACUGGCCAAUAGGAGGACGGAUGCUAUUUAUCCUUUUGGGAAUUUCAACGUUGAUUGGUUAAUUCCCCCGAGGGCGACCUUUUGUAUAUAUAUAGGUGUAAGGGUAGAUAGUUUUCUUUGGAAGAACGAUUGGAUGGAUGAUUGGUUGGAGUGU